Magallana angulata is the source of this 3910-nucleotide messenger RNA. Its product is annotated as epithelial membrane protein 1-like. Gene Ontology annotation, cellular component: plasma membrane. Bases 593 to 1306 code for a protein of 237 amino acids. The record is from RefSeq and is a predicted model, not a curated record. The transcript is spliced from 4 exons. Lineage: Eukaryota; Metazoa; Mollusca; Bivalvia; Ostreida; Ostreidae.
CCAUUGCGCUCCGGUAUCUCUUGUUUACAUACUGCUAAAUUUCAUUUAGAGUUUCCAUAUUUUAUUUGAGAUCCAUAUAGAUUUUUCUUGUUCUCUCGCCGUGUAUGUGUGCGCGCGUGGAUGGCAAAGGAAGAAAGGGCGAUGGGUUAUUUUUGUAAUCAAAUGAAAUAUUAAAUAAGUAAGAUUGGCGAGAGAUUUGACGAUAAUCCAAAUGGAGCAUCGGAAGAGGCCAAAGUGCUAUAGUACAAUUUACAGCGUAGACGGGAGAGGAGAGAAUUUCGCCUGUGGUUUUCAUUAGAACUCGCGAGUGUUGCUGCUUUUCUACUACAUGUAAUAAAUGCUACUGAAGUCAAACGCAGUGUGCUAGUGGGGAUAGCCGCUCCGAUAAAGCAUCUGGCCGUGUGCUUCCACGUUUAUUUCUAAAUAUACUCUGUAUUGAGUUUUUUCCUGCUCUUGUACAAGACUGGUCAGUAGUGAUAGAAAAAGAUUUCCGUUCAAAGGGGAGAUUUUUUUCCUCUCUUGUGGAAAGCCACGCCUGAUGUGAGGGAAACUACUUUGACGGUCUUCUUUCAAAUCUAAACAUCAUUUAGACAUGGCUGCCAUGCUUAUUUGGGAGAAACGGCUACUUUUCGGGUCAACAGCCGCAACAUUGCUGGCUUUUUUGUUUCAAAUUAUAGCGGUUGGGACAACGAGUUGGAUACAUAUUCAGUUUCGUUCUGCGUUUGUUCGGAAUGCCUCAGGAAUGGAUGUGUAUAUUACAGGAUAUAGUGGGGGGUUGUGGCGAUCCUGUGAAGAGGGAUACACUGUAGACAGCAGUGGGAAAAAAGAUGAUUACGAGGGGUGCAAAUCACACAAGUUUUUCCCCGAAGAACACGAGCUGAAGAAAGAUAAGACUACUGAUAUACAGAUUGUAGACUACGUAAGGACGGGAUCUGCCUUUGCCAUAAUAUCUCUGUUGAUUAUGAUGCUGGGUCACAUCUUCGCUUUCUAUACGCUGAGAAGGCCACGCUACAUUGUCAAGCGUCUGACAUCACUGAUGCAUUUCAUGACAGCUGCUUGUGUAUUAGUUGAAAACGAGGUUUUCAUCAGAAAAAUAUCAUACACACAAGACAACCUUCCCGACCGCAUUCCUGCAAGCGCAGAAACAUCUCAUGGUUAUUCGUUCGUUAUGUCUUGGAUCUCUUUUGUGGCGUAUGUUAUAGCUGGUGCAGUGUUCCUGUUUACCUCGCACAAAAGAAAGGCAGACAUGGCGGAUGAAUUUGAUGAGUGUGUGGAAGAAGACGACCCUGUUGUCAUUAGGCGUUGACGUCAUCAUAGCAACAAAUACACGUCAUAUCCGUUUUAAUCGAACAGUUCUAUGUAAUUGACCGAUCGGAUGGUACCACACUAUACUUGUAAGAAAAGUAAUUUGAAGACAAUUCAAGCCUAUGUUAAACUUGUGAUAGAAAGCAUAAACUGACAGCUUGUAUUUUUCAAGAUAUCAGCUUACAGUGCAUUCCACGUGACAUCGGACAUCCGAAGGAAAUACCCGGCAAUCAGAAAAAAAUAACUCUAAAGAAGAAUGGCAAUUUGUUACUUUUGAUAAAUAAAUGUUGUCUGCGUAUUUUGUUAGCUUUCAUAACUUUAAUAUUUGCUCACUUCUUUAAUCGAAUUGUUCAUUGCACGGUGCAUAUAUAGUGAAAUAGUUACAGAGUUGAUACUCUUACUUUGAUUAUAACUUACAUUAAAUAUUGUUAAUGCACGGUAAAAACCUAAAAGAAUCGAUUGUGCUUUAUUUCAAACUUACAUUUAAGAUGUAGCAUAGCCAACUUGUAUUGAAAAUUUUGGGUUUUUUUUUUAUUAUCAAUCAGAAUUUUUACUGUUUUUCAACAGAGACAAAAGUAUGAGAUUAUACCAUGAUUUUUAUUUGGUUGCAGAGGCCUUGUUUAUAUCAUCGUUUGUUUAUAGUAGAAUGAAUAGUCAGUAAGCCAACUGGUUAGAAGGUUUUUUUUGUCUUUUUUUUUUUUUUUUUUUUUUUUUUUUUUUGCAAUUGUAAUAUAAAUUUUGUACACAACCCUUCUUCCAAAAUGUUCUAUUCCCAAAAAAUGUGUUCAAUUUUUACAUUUUUCAUAAUUAUUGUCUCUAUACCAUUUUGUUUAAUUUUAUCCAAUCAGUGUGAGUACACAAAUGUUAUUCUUUUUUUCAACCCGUAGGCCCAAACGCCUCUAAUGUAGAUUAAUGAAAGGGUUUUGUCGUCAAUGCGGAAUUUCAUGUAAAUAUAACAUGAUAUUAAUACAAGUAGACUUCGAUACUGCAGUAACGUGUAGGCCUAUAGUUCUUAUUUUACAUUAACUGAAAUAUAUAAAGAGAAAAAAAGAUAAAUGAAUUCCACGACAUUGUCAUUAUAAGUGUUUUUAGCUGUAUAUCAUAAAAAAGAAAAAAAUACGCAUUUUAACGAGACUAUGCAAGCAAGGGCAACAACUAGCAAAAUGUAUUCGGCUCUAAUUGAAGCUGUAUGAUAUACUAGAUGACUGUCAGGGUGCAUUGAAUCAUCACAUGAUUAUCAGAAUCUUCCCACUGCCUUUUAAACUUUGUAGACUAUAACAUUUGUAAAAAUAAAAAUCGUUUUAGAUUAUUAAAUGAUUUAAAUACCAAUCAGCCAGUUAAAAACUUGUACUUCCUGUUGAAAUCCGAACUGGUUUUAGCUCACCUGAGAUGAAAUCUGAAGUGAGCUUUUUUUAUCCAAGUUUGUCCGGCGCCUGUCUGUCCGUGAGUCUGUCUGUGAUUUUUUUUACAUUUUCGACUUUUUCUCAACCUACUGUGCCAGCUUCAAUUAAAUUGGCAUGAUUAGGUAAAGGGAAUUCAAGUUUAUUAAAACAAAGGGUCACACACUCGUCCAUGGGGAGAUAAUUAAAAACUAUGAAAAUUUUGUUGGUAUUUUUCUAGAAAUCUUUUUCUCAAAAACUGUUUGUCAAAAAAAGCUGAAACUAUUGAGGAAGCAUCCUCAAGUAGGGUGGAUAUCAUGAUCUCCAGGAGUAGGGUGGGAUCACAACAGGGGGUCAAAAUUUUACUGAAGAAUAUAUAAAGAAAUAUUUUUAAUAAUCUUCUUCUAGGAAACCGAUUGGUCAGAAAAGCUGAAACUUAAUAUUUGUAUAAGCAUCUUCAGUACGGUAGAUUUAAGUUUGUUCAAUAAUAAACAUAAGAAUAUCAAAGGGAAGAAUAAUUAAUUUUUUUAUACAGGACCUAUUUUGCUAUAUAGUUCAGUUAUUUUGUACAUGUUUAUGACUUCACAAUGCUAAGAUUUUACUAUGUCUAUUGUUGCUCAGGUGAGCGAUGUGGCCCGUGGACUUCUUGUGUUUUUUUUUCUACUGUAGUGUAUCUUUUUUUUUAAAACAACAGGGUAUUUUUUCAUACAUGUGUAUUAUAGAAUAUUCCAAUUUGUACAUACAUGUAGCUGAUAGAUUUUUUCACUUUUUAUACUUAGAUUGGUUAUUCUUAAUCGUGUUGUUGAAAAUAUGCGUACAUGCAUAACUGCAUGAAUAUCUCAGGCACCUGACGUCAUAUAAUUUUCUUAUAAUAAGAAUAUAGAUAAAGGGUAUUAUAAAUUUUAUUAUGAGAAAAAAUAUGUAACGCUAGGUGCCUGUGAUAAAUAUGUACUUGAUUUCACAUGAAGCUAAAACUAUAAAAUGAACAAUACUUAAAAUAAAUAAAACAUAUUUUCGCUCUGUCAUUGAAUGUCCAUAUGUAAUAGUUACAUGUACAUUUUGACUAUGGUUCACUUGACGAUAGAAAAUGAAUACAAUUUUUUUUUCUUUGAAAAGAAUCCCAAUUUUCUCAUUGUUAAGAUGCAUUUACCUUUACCUAUGUCUGGAUUGAAUAAACCGUCAAUGAAUCAAAUAAAGUGUUUUUACAUUGCACCAAAAAAACGGUG